CCGCUUUUUCCUUGAAUGAAAUGCUGUGGGUAUGAAUCCGUGUCUGCCCCCUCUCGCCUGAGGUCCGGGGAUCGGUCCGAGCUGAAACCGGGGGCGGAAAGUGAUGGGAAAGUUGCAGUGAUCUGCUGGAUGAGGGAGGACGAGGCGAGAACUCGCAAAGUUUCCGAUCUCCAGUGACAGAUUCAGACCUGGACGCAGAGAAUGUGACUGCUGGGGACGGAAGCUUUUUCUUUUUUAACGCGUGGACUUCUGCGUCUUUUCCCCCUGAGUUUCGAGCGAACUUUUGAGUUUGCGCUGGAUUUAUUAUUCAUCCUUUUUUUCCUCUUCUGCGCACAAAGGAACUAAAUGAUUUGAAUGGGAUCGUCUGGCUGGUCACUGGCUGUAACGGGAUGAAUCCAAAGAGCUGUUUCGGUUCAUCCAUGGUUUCAAACUCUUCACUCCAGCUGAAACAGAACAUGUGCUGAUAUCCCUGGAACUGUCCGAGCUCAUUUUUUAUUUUUUAAACACUUCUUCUCAUCUGAAACAAGAAGCCAGCUCGUAAUUAACUGCUGCUGCUCUGAUCAUUUGCUUUUUCUUUCUGUGGCCAACGAACCAAAUGUUAAAUGUUCAAACUGUGGACUCUGAGAUUUAGUUUUCCAGUUUGACAUGAAGGAGUGGAUGGCUAAGCUGCUUUUUGAAUAAUUUGGAUUACACUAGGAUAUUUCCCAUAAGAGAGUCGUUGAAUGAUGUCUCCAACUUUUAUUGGAUUUGCAUUUCUGUUAGGAAUUCUCCAUGUGUGCUCAGGAUCUCGUCUGCGCCAAGAGGACACCGCACCCAAGAUCGUGGAGCACCCCUCUGACCUGAUAGUUUCCAAAGGGGAGCCUGCCACCCUCAACUGUAAGGCAGAGGGUCGUCCAACCCCAACAGUGGAGUGGUACAAGGAUGGAGAGCGGGUGGAAACGGACAGGGACAACCCCCGUUCUCAGCGCAUGCUGCUGCCCAGCGGCUCGCUCUUCUUCUUACGCAUCGUCCACGGACGACGGAGCAAACCGGACGAAGGCUCCUAUGUCUGUGUUGCCCGCAACUACCUGGGAGAGGCCGUGAGCCACAACGCCUCACUGGAAGUAGCCAUUCUACGAGACGACUUUAGACAAAACCCUGCAGAUGUGAUCGUGGCGGCCGGAGAACCAGCGGUCCUGGAGUGCAUGCCCCCCCGUGGACAUCCCGAACCCACCAUCUCAUGGAAGAAAGAAGCCGUGAACAUCGACGACCGGGACGAGAGGAUCACCAUACGCGGCGGGAAGCUGAUGAUCACAAACGCCCGGAAGAGCGACGCUGGGAAGUACGUGUGUGUCGGCACAAACAUGGUCGGAGAGCGGGAAAGCGAAAUAGCCGAACUUACAGUGCUGGAGCGUCCCAGCUUUGUCCGUCGCCCCGGCAGCCAGGUGGUGUUAGUGGACCAGAGCGUGGAGUUCAGGUGUGAGGCCCGUGGUGACCCAGUUCCCACCGUGCGCUGGAGGAAGGACGACGGUGACCUGCCCAAAGGAAGAUAUGAGAUUCGCGAGGACCACACCCUGAAGAUCCGUCGUCUGACCUCGGCCGACGUCGGCUCCUACACCUGCGUGGCCGAGAACCUGGUGGGCAAGGCGGAAGCCUCGGCCUCGCUCACCGUCCACGUCGUGUCUGUGCCCCCGGCAUUUGUGGUGAGACCAAGGAACCAGGUGGUUGGGGUUGGCAGAACCGUCACUUUCCAGUGCGAGGCCACUGGGAACCCGCAGCCAGCCAUUUUCUGGCAGCGGGAAGGCAGUCAGAACCUGCUCUUCUCCUACCAGCCUCCUCAGCCCUCCAGCCGAUUCUCUGUAACCCAGUCCGGGGAUCUGACCAUCACUGACGCCGAGCGCUCAGACGUGGGGUAUUACAGCUGCCAGGCCCUCAACAUCGCUGGCAGUGUCAUCACCAAAGCUCUGCUGGAGGUCACCGAUGUUGUGUCGGAUCGCCCGCCUCCGGUCAUCCGCCAAGGCCCGACCAAUCAGACGGUGGCCGUGGACGGCACGGUGGUUCUCAACUGUAUGGCAUCGAGUAACCCAACACCCACCAUCCUGUGGAGGAAGGAUGGAGUGUUGGUGUCCACUCACGACUCCAGGGUCAAACAGCUGGACACGGGCGCUCUGCAGAUCCGCUACGCAAAGCUCGGUGACUCUGGCACCUACACCUGCAUCGCCUCCACCCCCAGCGGCGAGGCCUCGUGGAAAGCUUAUUUGGAGGUUCACGAGUUUGGAGUUUCAGUCCAACCAAACAGACCCACUGACCCAAACCUGAUCCCCAGCGCCCCUUCCAGACCUGAGGUCACCGACGUCACCCGCACCUCCGUCACCCUCUCCUGGAAGCCUAACCUUAACUCCGGAGCCACGCCCACCUCCUACAUCAUAGAGGCCUUCAGUCAUGCAUCAGGCAGCAGCUGGCAGACCUUGGCGGAGCAUGUGAAAACUGAGUCAUUUGUACUGAAGGGCCUGAAGCCCAGCGCCGUCUACCUCUUCUUAGUGCGGGCGGCCAACGCCUACGGGCUGAGUGAUCCCAGUCCCAUCACCGAAGCUGUGAAAACCCAAGACAUCCCCCCCACCAGCCAGGGUGUGGACCACCGUCAGAUCCAAAGGGAGCUGGGGGAAGUGCUGAUCCACCUGCACAACCCCACCAUCCUCUCCUCCUCCUCCGUCAGGGUGCAGUGGACAGUGGAGCAGCAGUCUCAGUACAUCCAGGGCUACAAGGUGAUGUACCGGCCUUCACCGGAGGGGCUGCAGCGGAGCGAGUGGGCCGUGUUCGAGGUGCGGACCCCCGGGGAGGACAGCGCCGUGGUGCCACAGCUCCGGAAGGGCGUCACAUAUGAAUUCAAAGUCCGCCCCUUCUUCAACGAAUUCCAGGGAACAGACAGCGAUGUGAAAAUUGGCAAGACGCUGGAGGAAGCCCCCGGCGCCCCUCCUCGUGAGGUUACAGUGACGGAGAGUGGGGACAAUGGGACCGCCAUCGUGGUCUCCUGGCAACCCCCUCCGGCAGAGGAACAGAAUGGGGUGGUCCAGGAGUACAAGAUUUGGUGUUUGGGGAACGAGACUCGGUACCACAUCAACCGUACAGUCGACGGCUCGACCUUAACCGUGCUGAUCCCCCACCUGGCCCCGGGGAUCCGCUACAGCGUGGAGGUGGCGGCCAGCACCGGGGCGGGUCCCGGGGUCAAGAGCGAUACCACCGUCUUCCAGCUCGAUUCAUCUGGGCGGAUGACGGAGGCCGACUCCCCAGAGAACCCUCUGUCCCAGCAGAUCUCCGACGUGGUCAAGCAGCCGGCCUUCAUAGCCGGCAUCGGCGCCGCCUGCUGGAUCAUCCUCAUGGUCUUCAGCAUCUGGUUGUACCGACACCGCAAGAAGAGGAACGGCCUCUCCAGCAGCUACGCAGGCAUCCGCAAAGUGCCGUCCUUUACUUUCACACCAACCGUGGCAUAUCAGAGAGGUGGAGAAGGUGUGAGCAGCGCCGGAAGGCCUGGUUUGCUGAACAUCGGGGAAUCUGCCACUCAGCCCUGGCUGGCCGACACAUGGCCCAACUCCUGCUCCAACCACAACGACUGCAGCAUGAACUGCUGCACCGCUGGCAACGGCAACAGUGACAGUAACUUGGCGACGUACAGCCGACCAGCCGACUGCAUCGCCAAUUAUAACAACCAGAUGGAAAACAAGCAGACCAACCUCCUGGUGCCGGACUCGGGAGUCUACGGAGACGUGGACCUGUCCAACAAGAUCAACGAGAUGAAGACCUUCAACAGCCCCAACCUGAAAGACGGACGCUUUGUGGGUCCUGGGGGCCAGCCGACGCCUUACGCCACCACCCAGCUCAUCCAGUCCUCCAUCAUGGGCAACAAUAUAAACUCGGACAGAGGCCCCGGCGGGAUCGGAGGUGGGCCCGGGGGCGGAGGGGAGCUGAACGAGAAGCACUGCUGGAAGCCCAGCCCGGUCCAGCAGCAGCAGCAGAAACAGGAAAUGGGCUCGCAGCUGCAGUACAUCAUCAUGGAGCAAAACAAGCUGAACAAGGACCGCUACAGAGGAGGAGACUGUCCUAUGCCGGCCACCAUCCCCUACAACCAGACCCAUGACAGCCACACCGGGGGUUCCUACAACAGCUCCGACCGAGGCAGCAGUAGCACCUCCGGCAGCCAGGGCCAGAAGAAGGGGAUGCGCACCCCCAAACUACCCAAACAGAGCACAAUGAAUUGGGCUGACCUGCUGCCCCCUCCCCCUGCUAACCCACCCCCCAGCCGGAGCAUGGAGGAGUACUCUCUACCGAUGGAAGAAAGCUGUGACCCAGACAUGCAGUGCCCCAUGCCCCCCUCGCACAUGUACCUGCAGCCUCACGAGCUGGAGGAGGAGGAAGAGGAGAUGGAGAGGGGACCCACUCCCCCCAUCCGAGGGGCGGCGUCUUCCCCGGCUGCCGUGUCUUACAGUCACCAGUCCACGGCCACGCUCACCCCCUCGCCCCAGGAGGAGAUGCGGCCGAUGCUGCAGGACGCGCCCGACAGCCACGAACGCAGGCGCCAUGGUGUAAGCCCCCCAGCGCCUCAAAGACCCCUCUCCCCUUCACACACGUAUGGGUACAACUGCAGCCCGUUGGCCUUGGACACGGACGGCAUGGAGGAGGACGACAUAUUGGAGGAAGACGAGGAGGGGGACGAGACAGAUGCAGAGGUGGCCAAGAUGCACUACCACCACCCCCACACACACACACACCCUCACCACUCCCAAAUGCACCCGCGAAGGCUGCUGCUCCGGGGGCUGGAACAGACGCCGGCGUCCAGCAUGGGCGACCUCGAGAGUUCAGUGACCGGCUCUAUGAUCAACGGAUGGGGGUCGGCCUCUGAAGAGGAUAAUGUCUCUUCGGGGAGGUCCAGUGCAGUCAGCUCUUCAGACGGAUCCUUCUUCACUGAUGCUGACUUUGCCCAAGCGGUCGCUGCAGCUGCAGAGUAUUCAGGCGUCAGAGUGGCCAAGUACCCCAACACACAUGGCCAGGAGGUUGGAGGAGCUUCAGCACGAAAAUACCAAAUAAACCCAUCAGGCCACCGUCCAGGCAGCCCGGUGUCCUCAGACGGGAACAUGAGCAUGGCAGCGGUUCACAGGAGGCCUCCGAAGAAGCAGAAACAGCAUCCGGCAGCCGUCCAUCCAGGCACCCAGAGACGUGAUCCCUACAAUGAAGAUCUCCCCCCUCCUCCCAUCCCUCCUCCAGCAGGGCUCAAGUCCCCCACACAUCCCUCCAAGGCAGCACUGGAGGGCCGGGGGGUGGUGUCCCCCAAAACAGGCGAGGGUCGAGACAAGCGAGGAGCGACGGGAGGCUACCGGCCCCGGGAGGGUUCGGACCCCAGGACCAGCUCCUCGGAACGCAAGGAGGCGCAGGAGAGACAGAAGACUUCUCACGGAGAGAAAGGGAAUAGACACGAGAGUAGUACUGGCAGCAAGGCACGCCAACAUGCAGGUCCAGAGGACAUUCUGCCCUACAACAGACCCCAGUUCCCCACAGUCAACAGCACCCGAGACCCGAGCUCCUCCAGCUCCAUGUCCUCCCGGGGCUCAGGGGGCCGGCGGAGAGGAGAGGGGGGCCGCAGGAACCAAGCAGACAUGGGCCUCAUCACCACGGGGGCCUUACAACCAGGAGAUGAAGAGCUAGAGAUGGCAGAAAGCUGAAGAUCCACGGAGACAAAGGAGGAGCUGUCCUGAUUUUUCCAAGAGUGAAGCACCAUUGUUUCUCUUACAUUUUUAAAUAUCUCAGUAUUUCACCGUCAUGUUUGCUGCCAUCAUACUGUACAUCAGUAGUGUUUCUUUACAUCUGGAAAUCAGACCUAUGUUUUUUUUGUUUUUUUUCUAACUAUUCAUUUUCUAUGUCCAUUUGACAAAAAAAAAAAAAGGCGAGCGUGUGUGAAGAUAGAAGAACGGUGCAUUCAAAAACUAAAAUACGCAGUAGUAUAUUUAUGUUUAAUUCCAAUGCAAUAUGGAGUGAAAUCUGACUCCAGACAUUGACAUGACUCGGCUUGACAAGAACUUUUGCAGAGCCCAUAACAGUCACAUGUUACUGUAAUAAAAUAGCUGCAAGCAGAGGUGGACUGUAAAUAUACGUGUAUACAUGAUGUCCUCUUGUUUUACCCACUGUGGUACCUCGAAUUUGUCUUCCUUUGUUUUUUUGUUUUUUUUUGCGAAUUCUAAUUUUAUUAUGCCAGUAAAUAUAAAUAUUAUUUUAUCAUUUCCAUUCAUGUUGUAAAUUGCAAUAUUAUUUAGCUGCCCCCCCAAGAAAGUGCCACUUUGGGAUUAUUCUUUUUUUUCUCUCUCUCUCUUUUAUUUUUUUGUUGUUUUUGUAAUGCACUGUUAUGUUUCGUGUUGUCGUCAACGUUUGUCAUUUUGUUUUACUUUGGUUUUAAAAGCACAAUCACUAAACUUUAUUUUAAACCAUUCUAUCUAUUAACCUUUUUGUCUUACUGGAGGAAAACAGGUACGACAAAAGAGUCUAGUUAAUCCUGAUGAUGGUGAUGAUAAUGAUGUAGGUAAAGGUUGCUGUUUACGAAGGCUGUGCUUGAAAGGAGACUCCUUUCAUUUUGAUUGUCUCCCUCUCCGGUUCUGACGCUAGCUCCAGUGAAACAAAAAAACAGACAGUUAAUGUGACUCAUAGCUGCAAUGUAAAUAUCUUUUUCGCAUUGACCAUAAACUCAGCUAUUGCACAUUAAUCGAAAUGGUUACGUCGUCUACUAAUGCACUUAAAUGAAUUUCAAAUACAGGAAAUAAAGAGUCACUUUGGGAAUCUGGAGAGGUUGUUAUUGGACAAGAAGGGUCUCUUUUCUCGAGAAGGCAGGGGCAGUCGCCUCCCUGUUUUUGAGAAGAAGGGUGCUGUUGUUUAUUCAUAGAACAUCUGCAAACAUUUGUUUCGUAAAGCAAAAAAGGAAAAAGAACUACAAAAAAAAUGAUGAAUAAAAAGUUCAAACUA
Molecule: messenger RNA, 6981 nt
Organism: Limanda limanda (common dab)
Lineage: Eukaryota; Metazoa; Chordata; Actinopteri; Pleuronectiformes; Pleuronectidae
Gene: robo1
Product: roundabout, axon guidance receptor, homolog 1 (Drosophila)
Exons: 30
Coding region: 723-5693 (1656 amino acids)
Biological process (GO): axon guidance; axon midline choice point recognition; Roundabout signaling pathway
Cellular component (GO): neuron projection
Molecular function (GO): protein binding; axon guidance receptor activity
Source: RefSeq, a predicted model, not a curated record